AUGGCUUCAAUCGGAGAGAUUCUCUUGAACACCCUCUCGGCUGGGGUGAGCAAGGGAGUACACUUUGGAUUCAACAACAUCAAGAACAACAACAAGAACAACUCUCCAAUCACAACCUUGGUCUUGCUCUUCAUCUCUUCCACCAGUAAUACCAAAGAUCAACAGAUCCGUGAGUCCGCCACCACCCAUCUCGAGACCGCUGCCAAUGAGGACUUUAAACAAUAUGUGGUCAUGCUCUGCCAAGAGCUCAACAACGAGCAAAGUCAGGCCCGUAUCGCUGCCGGUUUGGCUCUCAAGAACGCAAUGACUGCAAGAGAAUCGGCUCGCCGCGAGGAGAUGUCUACCCGCUGGAUGAACAUUGAUGCUGUCACAAGAGACCAGAUCAAGGCUUUGGUUCUCACAACGCUCGGAACUCAGGAUGUUCGCGCCGGUAUUGUUACCGCCCAGGUCGUCGCCGCAAUUGCCGCUAUCGAGCUCCCACUGGGUCAAUGGGAGGGCGUCAUCCGCGACAUGAUCCAGAACUUGUCGUCCACCGAGAACACAAACUUGAGGCAGUGUACUCUUCAGUCCAUCGGAUAUAUCUGUGAAACUAUCGACCGCGACAUCUUGACAUCGCAAGCCAACAGCAUUCUGACAGCUGUCGUGCAGGGGGCUCGCAAGGAUGAGCCUAGUGAGGCUGUCCGUUUGGCUGCUAUUGGUGCUUUGUACAACUCGUUGGAGUUCAUCGAGGACAACUUCAAGCGCGAGGGUGAGCGUAACUACAUCAUGCAGGUCGUAUGCGAAGCUACCCAGAGCGAGGACCUCGAGGUCCAAGUGGCUGCCUUUGAGUGCUUGGUCCGCAUUAUGCAGGUGUAUUACGAGAUGAUGCCUUUCUACAUGCAGAAGGCGCUCUUUGGCUUGACUGUCCAGGGAAUGAAGAGUCCUCAUGAGCGCGUCGCCUUGCAGGCUGUCGAGUUCUGGUCGACCGUUGCCGAGGUUGAGAUUGAUCAGGAGAAUUACAGACUCGAGGCCAUCGACAACGGAGAGCAGCCCACCCACACCAACUACAACUUUGCCAAGGCCGCUUUGCCCGAGACUUUGCCCGUCAUCUUGGAGCUGAUGACCAAGCAGGACGAGGACGAUGAUGAGGACGACUGGAACCUCUGCAUGGCUGCUGGCACUUGCCUGUCUGUGACCGCCCAGAGCGUUGGAGAUGCCUGCGUCGCCCCCGUCAUUCAGUUUGUCGAGACCAACAUUCGUCAUACUCAGUGGCAGUACCGCGAGGCCUCCGUCAUGGCCUUUGGUUCAAUCUUGGAGGGUCCUUCCCAGGAGCUCCUUGUGCCCCCUGUUGCCCAGGCUUUGCCCUUCCUGAUUGAGAUGAUGAACGACCCCGUGAUCAAGGUUAAGGACGCCACAGCCUGGACUUUGGGACGUGUCUCGCAGUCCUUGGCCGAGUGCAUCAAACCUGAUGUUCACCUCCAGCCCCUCAUCGAAGCCCUCGUUCGUGGCCUGGACGACUCUAACCGCAUUGUCUCGAACUGCUGCUUGUCUUUGAUGAAUUUGGCUGACCAGCUCCAGGGAGAGCAGGGACGCGACUCGGCUACCUCCCACAUGUCGCCCUUCUUCAACGGCAUCAUCACCGCCUUGAUGCGCAUCACUGAGCGCAACUCGAAUGAGGCCUUUGCCCGUACCUCUGCCUACGAGGCUAUCUCGAUCUUGGUCACCCACACUGCCAGGGACACCUUCCCUACCAUCUCGGCCUUGUCAACCAGCAUCCUUGACCGCUUGGAGCAGACGAUUGCCGUUCAGAACGAGAUUGUUGGAGUGGACGAGCGCAACAGCCACUUGGAGCUUCAGUCCAACCUCUGCAGUGUCUUGACUAACGUUAUCCGCCGCGUGGGAAAGGACAUUUCCCCCAUUGCUGACCGUAUCAUGACUGUGUUGCUCCAGCUGUCGACCGCAGCCUCAAAGUCGUCGACCAUUCUGGAGGAUGCCUUCUUGGCCAUUGGCGCCUUGACUACUGCCUUGGAGAGCGAGUUUGCUCGCUACCUCGAUAGCUUUGCCCCUUUUAUGUUCAGCGCCCUAAGCAACCACGAGGAGCACCAGCUCUGCUCGAUUGCCGUCGGUAUCAUUGGCGAUGUCUGCCGCAGCUUGGGACCCGCCUCUGCUUCGUACUGUGACAACUUUAUGACGACCCUCUUGCAGAACUUGCAGAGUCCUGUCUUGCAUCGCAAUGUCAAGCCUAACAUCCUUUCGUGCUUUGGAGACAUCGCCCUUGCCAUUGAGGGCCAGUUCGCUGCCUACUUGGAUGUCACCAUGAGCGUCCUUGCCCAGGCCUGCAACAUCCGUGCCGCACCCACCGACUAUGAUAUGAUCGACUAUGUCAACGGCCUUCGUGAGGGUAUCAUGGAUGCCUACAUCGGAAUUGUCCAGGGAUUGAAGUCCAGCGACAACAACUUGUUGGCACCUCACCUGCCCCAUUUGUUCGAAUUCAUGAGCACUGUCUACAACGAUCCAGAGAGAUCCGAUGCUCUCUUGCGUAGCAUCUGCGGUCUCCUCGGCGAUCUUGCCGAGUCGUUCCCUGGUGGCGAUAUCAAGAACUUGUUGAUGUCGGAGUGGGUUGUUCAGUGCUUGAAGGAGGGCCGCAGCAGCCGACAGAACUCUGUCACGACCAAAGAGGUCGCCCGCUGGGCCAAGGAGAUGGUGAAGCGCGCCACCAUGUAA
Molecule: messenger RNA, 2703 nt
Organism: Linnemannia hyalina
Lineage: Eukaryota; Fungi; Mortierellomycota; Mortierellomycetes; Mortierellales; Mortierellaceae
Source: the annotation of a GenBank genome assembly